AUGUUCAAGAAGAAACCGACUAUCAAAACUCUCUCGCCUCUCCGAUCGUCCGACCGUCGUAAAAUUGCCGAUCAGAUCAUCCAAGAUUACAAGAUCAAUGUAGCUACAGCGCCACCGACAGACGACAACACAGCACAGAGCUCAACAUCUGGGAAUCUGACCGCGAUUCGCAACUCGCUCCUCCCUGAAAACUCAUUGUCCGCGCGGUUUACGACGACAGUCGGUCCAGAACUCCGUGAAGUCCAGGGCACGGUCUAUGUCGGAGCGCAUCCUGAAACCGGCGGGGAAGAACGCAUUUUGUGGUUCAAAUUAGAGCAUGGUCCUGGAGCAGAUGGGAGGAUUUAUCCAACAGUCUAUUCUCUAUGGCAUAACCCGCGUCUUGUGCCUCUUUUGCACACACCGGGGCUGGUCAUGCGGAAGCUCUUCAGCGGCGCAGAUUUGAUGACGCCAGGCCUUGCGAACGGACCGCCAUUUCCUGCUGGAGCUGUCAAGGGAUCUACUGUGGCCGUGGCCAGCUUGGAAAAACCGACAGUACCGGUGUUUGUUGGGGUCUGCGAGAUCGACGUGGCUGGGCUAGGUGAGGUCCAGGGAGCGAAGGGCCAUGCGGUGCGAGGCGUGCACUGGGAAGGAGAUGAACUUUGGGCUUGGAGCUCGUCAUCAAGGCCUGGACAGCCGUCCCCGGAGUUCCUGGAGGGAUGGGAUGCGGAGGUUAACGACAUCGAAGAGGGUGUCGAGGAGCUGACAUUGGAAGAGAAGCAGAAUGGGGAGAUCGAGGAGGAAGGAGGAGUAUCUCUGAGUGAGAGUACUGAAAAACAGGAAGAAAGCGUGCCUAUUGAGCCGGAGAAAGAGCCUACAACGAAAGAGAUUGAAGAGGCAUUUGUGAAAGCCUUUUUGUAUUCCCUGUACCAACACAAAAAGGAGAAUCCAUCCUCACCGAACCACGGCUUGUCCCUUCCCGUCCAGCCAUCUGCCUUAAUUUCUAACCUCAUCACGCCAUAUCUUCCAAUCUACUCACCGCAACAAGCUCAAUACUACCAGAUCAAGAAGACGGGUUGGAAAAACGUGAAGAAAUUUAUCAAGCAUCUGGAUAAAGAACGGCUAGUCAAGUCGAAAGAUCGCAGUGGACAGGAAACUGUCAUAGUGGACGUCGAUUUUAAGCACCCAAUGGUCGAGCAGUUCGUCCCAUACAAGCUUCCAUCGAAGAACGCCGUUGAAAAUGCUGGAAAACCUGCCUCUGGCAAACAGAAACCGGCAGAGGAUGGAGUUGACCCGUCCGUUGGCCAGACACUCACGGUCCAAGUCCUCUACCGGCCGACGGGGAAACUGACACCAACCCUGUUCCCGGCACUCUCGCACUCGGACCCGAAGAAUUAUUACAAGUAUUCGGAGGUAUCGAGUCAAUUGGACAUCUAUCUCGAAUCUCAGGACCCUCCAAUCGUGUCUGAAGAGAACCGUCGUAUCAUCAAACUCAAUCCUUUUCUCGCCAAUACGAUUUUUACGUCUUCUUCUCCAGAAGAUACAGCCACUCUAGCCCGAGGCGAGGUGACCCGCGAUGGCCUUCUCAAACGCAUCAUCUCGGAUCCGUCACUGUGCGCACCAUUCCAUGUCAUCCUGAAACCCAAUCAGACUCUGGCGGACGUCAAACCCAAAGCAGGGGCUGCUCCCAAAGUUACGGUGACCAUCGAGCGGCGCGCAUCCAACAAGACAGUGACCAAAGUUACUGGAGUGGAGGUUUUCGGGAUAAUUCCCACCUUUCUGGCCGACGAGCUGCAAAAGAAAUGCGCGUCGAGCACGAGUGUGGCGCAGGCCGUUGGAGCGGCCAAGGGUGUGAUGGAGAUCCUCGUCCAGGGAGAUCAGCGAAGCGCGGUGGAGACGGCCCUGGGAAGACGAGGAGUGCGACCGCAAUGGAUCGAUGUUGUGGAUAAGGCGAAGAAGAAAAAAUUUGGUAGAUUAGAUUUUAGGCUUUAUUAUUUGGCUUAUUGCACGGCGUCAAGUUUCUCCGACUUUAUAGGUACAAGUGCAGACACUACCUUGUACCCUGUACAGAGCACAGAGUACAUUACCUAUUUAUGUAAUAUUGACAUUAAUUAUAUCGGCAAACCCUCCGAACCCACAGCGGGGUAUCUCCGCGUUCUCCGUCUGGAUGUAUUUCUGUUACUGUCCUUUGUCUGUUGCUUGCUUGCUUGCUCUGAGCAUUCGUCGAAGUUAAAGUACUACCUCCUGCAUACUACUACUGUAUAUCCAUCUUACUUACUUACGGCAAGAAAUGCCCGUCUAUCACAUUGCUUGCUGAUAUUCGAUUUCUCUCUCCCAGUCCUCUUCCGCCUCAAACCAGGCGUGACUCAAGCGCAACUGGCGCACUGGUCACAGAUGAGCAAGGCCAUGGUUGGGAAGAUCCCUGAUAUACGAUAUGCUUGCUGGCUUUCUGCAAAUUGGCUAAUGUCCAUGCCCUACAGGCCUGACCUCCCUCCAUACAAACCCCCCACUACCCAUCUCCGUGCCGAGAGCAAAAGGCUUCGAUAUGGGCCUUGUCGCUGUGCUGGAGUCUCCGGAGCAUUUGGCUGGCUAUGCGACGCAUCCGGCGCAUUUGGAGCUGAUUAUUUGUUUGUGUUGGUAGGGUCCAUAAAAUUCGCGAAGAGCUGUGUGAAGAUACCCUGGCUUAUGAUUUGGAGUUUUGAGGAGAGGAUCUCAGGGAGGAAAGGGAAGGAGUUACAGUUAUGGACAGAGGGACUGGGAUAUCGGAAUCUGUCUAGAGACCCUAAUUCCAUUGAAUUAGAUCAAUCAACCUCUGCACUCAAGAUCGAGGUCGAUUUGACUAUUUCGACCACACUAAACUAA
Rasamsonia emersonii CBS 393.64 is the source of this 2838-nucleotide messenger RNA. Its product is annotated as RNA binding protein Ligatin/Tma64. The transcript is spliced from 12 exons. Gene Ontology annotation, molecular function: translation initiation factor activity. The record is from RefSeq and is a predicted model, not a curated record. Lineage: Eukaryota; Fungi; Ascomycota; Eurotiomycetes; Eurotiales; Trichocomaceae. Gene Ontology annotation, biological process: translational initiation; formation of translation preinitiation complex. Bases 1 to 2838 code for a protein of 945 amino acids.